Macrobrachium nipponense is the source of this 5165-nucleotide messenger RNA. RefSeq lists its product as uncharacterized. The record is from RefSeq and is a predicted model, not a curated record. The transcript has 3 exons. The coding region runs from base 1055 to 2356 and encodes 433 amino acids. Lineage: Eukaryota; Metazoa; Arthropoda; Malacostraca; Decapoda; Palaemonidae.
UCAUUUGAGGUUUAGCAGUGGACGCGUUCAGCAGUGCGGCGCUGCGGUUCAAAUCGCCCUUUAUUCGUCCGAGUUUAUUUUUGUGUAUUUGAAGUUUUCGUCGAGUGGUUGAAGUUCCCGUGAUUAUUGAAAAACGGCAUUCGACGCUCACGGAGUCCUGCAGUAGCGUAGAGGACACGGCUGCAUGAGAUCCUUUGGAAGGAAAGGGUUCCUUUGGAAAUCUCUUGUGUAAGCGGCACGUCGAAAGCCUCUCUGCCUGCCGCGUCGCCCGUCGACGCCGAACGUGACGGGCAUAAAAUCCGUCAGCGCAGCAGCAGAGAGUAAUCCGGACUGAAAAACAUUCACUGGCUCUUCGACUGACCCUUUCACUGAAGGCUCGCUGGCUGGUUGGCUGGAUUCUCUCUCUCUCUCUCUCUCUCUCUCUCUCUCUCUCUCUCUCUCUCCCUGUCGGCUGCCCCAAGCCAGCAGCAGCAACAGCAGCAGGUGGAUAGAAACAGUAGUGGUCAUAAUCACGCCGGAGUAGUACAUACACAGAAGGGCGCCGCUUCUCUGGGAGAUUAUAGUUUGCCUAUUUGCUCCGCGUGUUCUCGAAAGUUGGUGUGACUUGAGCCUGAUUUUGCAGGCUCGUCUCUUCGUGGUUUCCCUUCGAAGCCAACUUGAAUUUUAUGUCCGUUGACUGUCCAUAAAAGAGUUUUCAGCCGAAGGUUUAAAGAAGAAGGAGACGAAGAAAUAAGUGUACUGACCGGUGCAUGUUUCAUAAUCCUACGAAAAACGCAGCCUAGUUUCUCGUAUGAGGGAAAUUAACAUUUUUAAAAUGUUACAAAGAGUGGUAUCUGUAACUUCAUGAACUGUUCAGUCGGUAGGAAAUAAAUAGGGAUUAUAAAAACGAAAAGAAUCCUCUGGCCGAAACCAUGAAUCACUGAAUAUCCUACUACGUCACUGUGGGACGCUGUGAGAAAGCUUUCGAAGGAUCCCGUUUGACCCAGAAUGAGUUUCUGGGUUUUGACAGCUCUGCAACGAAACAUUACCAACCUGGCCCACGUCUGCAAGCGAGAUGUGGACGAGAAUAACAAGUAUCCUGAUACUGCUGGCGGCGCUGACGGACCCAGGGGCGGCUGUGCCCGCCCGGGAGAGGCAGCUGAAGCCGUGCCCAGCGGGCUUCGAGGCCGUGGUGGUGGACGGAAAGCAGGACUGCGUUUGUGCGGACUACCACGUCUACUGGCCAGGGACGGGGCUCUGCUACCCGGAGUUCACAAGGGGGCCUUGCGGACAAGGUCAACAGCUUGUGGCUAACGAGACGGGUCACGCCGAAUGCAGAUGCCCUGGUUUCUGGACACGGUGGACAGACGGCGCUUGCUACCAGGAGUACACCCAAGGUCCAUGCAAAGUCGGCGAGCUCUUCAUGGGCAGAACACCCGCAGGUGCUGGUUUCUGUUCCUGCUCUCCCGAACUGGUCAUGCACUACUUCCGCGCUGACGGGCGAUGCUACCCCCUGUACGAGCAGGGUCCUUGCCCCAAAGGCCACCUUCUGAAGUUCGAUUACCGGACCUUGGAGCCCGUCUGUGAAUGCCGCGACGGGUACAUGCUGGAAGAAGACGGCUCCUGCUACGAACUGAACACAGCCGGUCCCUGCGAUCAGACCGCUUGCGACGAUGGAAUCAACUGCUACCUGCGCAACCUCGACACCCUGAAGACGGAAUGCAAAUGCCUGCCUGGAAAUGUGACCACGGCUGAUGGGCACUGCUUCGAGCCUUAUUCCCGAGGCCCUUGCCAGCACGGAGACUGGCUCGUCUUCUCCCAGCCCGGCGUCGCUGUCUGCAAGCCCAAGACCCAGUGCACGCGUUAUGACAACUGGUUCUUCUGGACUCCCGACCAACGCUGCUACCGCCAGUACUCUCGUGGGCCCUGCCCAGCAGGUCAGCUGUUCUACCUCGACCCCAACACUGGCGAACCAGGCUGCCAUUGCCGCAAGGACUGGACGCCUUACUUCUGGGCCGAAGACGAUUCUUGCUACGAGCAGCAUUCGAUUGGCCCCUGUCCCUCCGGGAUGUACUUCAGCUUUAACCAGACCUCCAUGAAGACCGAGUGCAACUGCUUCACCUCCCACGUCCUACACGGAGAUUCCGCCACUUGCUACGAGCGCCUGACGCGCGGCCCUUGCCCAGAGGGCCAGUUGGUCGUCGAGGAUUCUGAUACCCACCGCUUAUCCUGUGACUGUCAUGCGGGCAUGACUACCCAUUACUGGAGCGAGGAUGAGAAGUGUUACCAACACUUCUUGCAGGGUCCUUGUGCUGAGGGCGAGACCUUCAGGAUAGAUCAAGCCACGGGAACCCCAUCUUGCAUUACUUGGGGUUAACCCCAGUUGCAUUUGACUGCCGUACAUAAGUACCUUCGUUUACAAGAAUAGCACUGACACAAACAUUGUUUCGGAGUAUUAAGAUAAAAUUAUCUUUUUUUAAAAUGACCACUGAACUGUAUUACACUGAUUUUAAGUUUUUUUCCCUUGUGAAUCUGUCACUGAUAAGCCUUAUUUCAACGACCACUUGAACCCAAACGAAGAUUUUCCUUAUAAACACCAUUUACAGAUUAUCAAUGUGUCAUUACAUUAAGGUUCAUAUUUUCAUAUGAAAAAAAAACUCACACACAUGUAUGUGAAUGCUAUUACUUUUCAUGAUAUUUUAUUUACAUCAGAGUUGUUGACCUGCAUCUUCCUAUAGAUCAUACACACAGGUAUUUUAGUUCAAUGAUAAUACCUUUUGGUUCCUAUGGCAUUGCUUGUUUUAGGGUGCAAGGUGGUCUGUUGCUGUAUAUACUGUACAGAAAUAAUUCCAGAUGGUUUCACAGAAGCUCACUGAUUCCAGAGGAAUCCAGGACCAUUCCAUAGGAAUCCAGGACCAUUCCAGACAUUCCAAACAAAUGUUAACGUGAAUUAUUUUUAUUUAUUUAUGUGGAACUUCCCAAGUCUGGAAUCGGUGACCUUGUGAAACCAUCUUGGAAAUGUCUUCGCUUGUAGUUUGCCUUUUGUUUCAUAUUCUUUUUUUGCAGACAUAAGGAACCGGUACUCAUUUUGUACAACGUCUUUGGAGAUUUCUGAUCAUAUUUCUUUUACACAUAAGAUUUUUUUCAGCUUAUUUAUGUGAUUUGAAGAAAAUUGUUUUAGUCUCUGCAGUGAGUAAAUCAGGAAAACCUUCUCACUCUCUCUUUCUCUCCAGAUGAGGGUGGAACAGAGACAUAUAUAGUUUUAUACCUCUUAGAAAAAUGGUGUGUUGCUUCCUGAAGGUCUGUACCAAAUUCUCUCUCUCUCUCUCUCUCUCUCUCUCUCUCUCUCUCUCUCUCUCUCUCUCUAUUGUGAAAAUAUCCCUACCAUACUUGAGUGGGGCCAAAGGCAGUCAGCCACCACGAGGCUUCUUGUUAACAAUUUCUGUUUUUUAUUUUUUAUUUUUUUCAUCAGUCACUAAUUGGGAUAGAUACUAGAUCUUGUUGGUAGUCUUUGCUUGCGUCACUUCCGUAAAACUGAAAGGGAAACUGUGAAAAUAUUAGGGUACAUCCCGAGUGGUUCCUGACAGCAGUCAUUGCAUUUCCCCAACGAGAUUAUUGGUUGUAAACAGCUUACAUUUUCGUUCUUGUAAUGUUCCUCUCGACUAGAGCCAAACUAUCUGAAUUCACACUAUAAAGGACUGACAAUCAAGGGGCCUUGAGAUGACUAUUGUCAAGAUACAUUUUACCACAAGGAAUAUUUUAUGAGUGGAUUUUCACGUCCUCUCAAUGUGCAAUGCUGUGUUAGGGAUGCCAGCCAUGACGGAUAUACAUCCACAUACAGGAACUUAUUAUUUAUGUCAGCUAGCCAUGAAUAUAUUUUCCGCUGUGUGACAGUAAGUACUGCGCUUAUUGCCAGUAGUGAAGCCCUGUUUGUUUCCUCCUCUCCCCUCCCCCUCCCCUUCCCCUAGGUUUUGCACAUUGAAUAGAUGCAAAUUCUGAUUCUUAAACAGUCUCAGAAGAUGAUUUGUUGAAUAAGAUGAUACAAAAGGGGUUGCAUAGCUUAACUAAUCACAGAUAUGUAGCUGUUCUUGGUAAUUAUACACACAUUUAUAUUAUGUGUAAGAAAGGAAAUUUUAGGCUAUUUAUUUAAUUUUUCUCAUCAUUCAUCCAUGUGAUUUAUUUUUAUUCAUUUCCUUAUUUGCGAUUAGAUUUUUAUCAUAUAUUACUUUCGCAAACUCGCUACGACCAAAUAGGAGAUCGUGUCGGACUUUUUAAUUAUCAUUCUCUGAGCAAAGGCAAGAAAGAAAAUUUGCAUGCAGAUUUAAUAUUUCAGAAAUGCAUAUUUUUUUCAGACUUUUUUUCAUUAGAUUAGUCAUCCUUUUGAUAUUGCCCUUAGCUUAUUCAUCAGUUUAUUCAUCUUUCGCCCCCCUCCCCACCCCACCCCUAUUCCCUACCUCCUCCCACCCAAUUUCAACCUUGAGCAAAGGCUCUGAAGACAAAAUUCCAGUCUUCGUCCCUACCUAUUUAUGCAAUAUUGAUUGUCCAUUUCACUGGUACAGAAGCGAGAUGUGCGCGUGCGUGUGAGUGCGUCUGCUUGUCUUUUGUGUGUGCGUGUGUCUGUGUAAGAGAGAAUGUAUAGGCUUGUAUGAAAGUGUGUUUGAAAAGUAAAAAAAGAUAUCUGUAUUGUUGAAUUAAAAGCUUCACGCCCCUUACGUUACUGAAGCUUUCUUAUUCUGCUCCUUCUUCUUCUCCUUCUUCUCUCUGGUUAGUUUUAAGCUGUUAGUGAACUCUCUGGAGAGCCGUUGAAUAGAUUAUUUUUAACUUAAUUUUACGAAGUGUUAUGUGAAGUAUCCAACGUGAGCAGGAUACAGAUGUGUGUGUUGCGUUUCUCCCAACACUGUGAGGAUCAAAUUAUCACUCCAGAGAAAAACUAUAUAAGGAUGUUGCUUCAACAUUUCCAAUUUGUUUUGGAACUAGUGCGUCGUUAUGAUCCGCUAGGCCUACAAUUAUUAUAUUAUUUUGUUUUGCUAUUGGACAAAUAUUAUUAUUUUCUUUUGAGAUUCUGACCAAGGGGUCUUUCCUGUCCUCUCUUGUCCAGAGACGCGGGUGGCCCCGUCAUGUUAGGAAGCACAAAAAGCGUUUGUGAUAAAUAUUCCCGAAUAAAUAAAUAAAAAAUACCACUUCUA